CCCAGCAGCUGCACUUAGAUACAUUUGUAACUAUUUAAGAUAAGCACGUCUCUUAGGAGAAUUAAGACUCGGGCAUUUCACCUUAUUAGCAAAACUGUAAGAACAGGUAAAACCUGACCCUAAAACCCCCAGAAAUGUGUUCAAACUUUCUAUAACCUGCCAAAUUGUGUAAACUGGAUGUGCUGCUAUUUAUGGCUCUUUCUAUUUUUCAAGUGUUGAGGCGUAAAUUGUUCUGCUGUCAGGACUCUGUUUCCCCCACUGUUCUAGUCUUGCCCUUGUUAUUCUAGUUAAUUGCCCGGUCUGACUGUAGCACACAAACUAAGGAGUCCGUUAAGCACCGGCGCACCAUUGGAGAACAUUGAGUAGUCUUGCUACACUACCCGUCCGGGUACAGGCACUAAUCGCUUUAUUUAUAUAUACCACCUGAUGAUGACGCUGUACGUAACGUGCAGGAGGACGAACGCCACUAGGAACUAGACGCAGCAGAUGACACGCUUGACUUCCGGUUAGAGAGCUACAUCUGUACAAUAUUGCAGCUGUGUCCUUGGCAUCAGGAACACCUUCAUUCUUCCACACCAACAUGAGCUCAGAGGGGCAGAAGGGCAAGAAGAGAUUCAAGUCUCAGUUCUGUGGCAAUGCCAAGAGGCAGAAGCGCCGGCAUGAUCUUGAGGUUGGAAUGCAAGGGAUCCUUAUCACCUGUAACAUGAACGAGCGCAAGUGUGUAGCAGAAGCCUACAGCCUACUCAAUGAAUACGGGGAUCACAUGUAUGGUCCGGAAAAGCUAAGUGAGAAAGACGAUGGGCUGUCAGAAAGUGAGGAAGAUGACGAUGCAGAGGCGGCACUAAAGAAAGAGGUCAAUCAGAUCCGCACUUCAACAGAGAAAAACCUACGGAGAUUUCAGUCUGUGGAAAGUGGAGCAAACAAUGUUGUUUUUAUUAGGACAUUGAAUGUGGAGCCUGAGAAGUUAGUGCAUCACAUAUUUAAAGACAUGUACACAACCAAGAAGAAGAAGACCAGGGUCAUCCUCCGCAUGCUGCCAGUCUCUGGUACAUGUAAGGCUUUUCUGGAGGACUUGAAGAAAUAUGCUGAGACAUUUGUUGCACCCUGGUUCAAAUCUCCCAACAAGGGAACCUUUCAGAUUGCCUAUAAAGCCCGGAACAACAACCAUAUGAACAGAGAAGAAGUGAUCAAGGAACUAGCAGUGAUUGUUGCAAGCCAGAACCCAGAAAACAAGGUGGAUUUGAGUAACCCGGAGUACACUAUCAUAGUUGAAAUCAUAAAGAAUGUCUGCUGCCUUAGUGUUGUGAAGGACUAUACCAUGUUCAGGAAGUACAAUGUGCAGGAGGUGGUGAAGAGCAGUAAUGAGCAUGAACCACAACAGCCCACAAAGGAGAACAAAGAUGAGAAUGAGAAGGAAACUCAAGACACUCAACAUGCUACAGACAGCUAGAACUUUAUAUGAUGGGGCAGCGGGUCUUUAGCAAAUUUAAACUCUUUUAUGUUGUGUGGUGUUUGCCUUUUAGGAUGAUUGACGUUUGUGACCUGCACUAAAUCCUGCAUUUUGGUAGUGAUUAGGUUUGACUGCAAUACAAAGGUAUUUUCACCUGUUUUGUCACCCACAUUGGAGGGCAUUUAGUGCAGGUGACAAAACAUUCCAUGUGCCAUCACUGUUAAAGGAAAACUAUACCCCCCAAACAAUGUAGGUCUCUAUCAAAAGAUACUGCAUAAAACAGCUCAUGUGUAAAACCCUGCUUCAUGUAAAUAAACCAUUUUCAUAAUAUA
This is a messenger RNA of Xenopus laevis (African clawed frog), 1782 nucleotides long. RefSeq names its product THUMP domain containing 1 L homeolog (gene thumpd1.L). Gene Ontology annotation, biological process: tRNA modification. The transcript has 5 exons. The record is from RefSeq and is a predicted model, not a curated record. NCBI's taxonomy places the organism in Eukaryota, Metazoa, Chordata, Amphibia, Anura, Pipidae. Bases 581 to 1450 code for a protein of 289 amino acids. Gene Ontology annotation, molecular function: RNA binding.